CAGUCACGUUACUACGUUGGUAGUUGUGUCCGACACUCCAGUUGGUGUAGUUGUGUGCGAGGCGCGAGUGAGAUGGCAGCAACCGGUCGUCAGUUAUUUUUGAGCAAACGAGUCGUCACCGCAACGGGAGAGGCAGAUGGUGGAGUGCUCGUCCAAAAUGGACAAAUACAAGAUAUACUAACCAGAGAACAAGCGAAUACAUUUAUCGCAGAAAAUGAAGAUAUUAAAGUGGUGGACGGUGGUGAUCUGGCGCUAAUGGCAGGCGUGGUAGACUCGCACGUGCAUGUCAACGAGCCCGGUCGCACGGCUUGGGAGGGGUUCCGCACCGCCACCAGUGCAGCCGCCGCGGGUGGCAUCACCACAAUUGUUGAUAUGCCACUGAACUCAAUUCCACCGACUACUACUUUAGAAAAUCUUAAAGUAAAAGCUUCUUCGGCGCAGGGAAACGUUUUCGUAGACGUUGGAUUCUGGGGCGGUGUCAUCGUCGAUAAUCAGGAUUCUCUCAAGGAUUUAGUGAAGGCAGGUGUUGUGGGUUUCAAAUGUUUCCUCUGCCCCAGCGGUGUCGAUGAGUUCCCUAACGUGGAAGCAAAAGACCUGGAGAAGGCAUUUGCAGCUCUCGAGGGAACUGGAUCAUUAUUGGCGUUCCACGCGGAGGUACAAGAAGAUAAUGAAGAAAUCGAAAAAAAAAUCUUUAAAAAAGACCCUGAGGAAUAUACCACAUAUUUAGAAUCACGACCUCCAAAAAUGGAAUUGGACGCAAUAUCUCUUAUUUCAAGCUUCUUGAAUAAAACUGAUGUCCGUGUCCACGUUGUGCAUGUAUCAUCGGCAACCGUGGUGCCUCUGUUGAACAAAGCGCGACAGCAGAGGGUGGCAGCAGGUAACACGGCCUGGCGGGGCGGAGUCACCGCCGAGACCUGCCACCAUUACUUAUCAAUCAGUGCAGAACAAAUACCACGAGGCCGAAGCGAAUACAAGUGCGCACCGCCUAUAAGAGAUUUGGAUAAUAAGGAAAAGCUGUGGCAAUAUUUACUAGAUGACAAACUGGACAUGGUGGUGUCCGAUCACUCGCCUUGCACUCCCGAACUGAAGUGUUCUAACAAUUUAGAAGCUUGGGGUGGAAUAUCAUCUGUGCAGUUUGGUCUUUCGUUAUUCUGGACUGAGGCAAGCGCACGCGGACUAGGUCUGACUUCGAUCAGCAAAUACAUGUGUUCUGCGCCGGCGCAACUCUGCGGCAUUCAGCACCGUAAGGGCGCUCUUAAGCCUGGCCUCGACGCAGAUAUCAUCUUCUUCGACCCUGACGCACAAUUCACGGUCACCGCUGACAUUAUUCGACACAAAAACAAGCUAACACCAUACAUCGGCAAAACGUUAAAAGGAGUUGUGAAGAAGACAUACCUUCGCGGAGAGUUGAUAUACGCAGACGGUGAACUUGUUGGAGAGCCCAAAGGAAUUUUAUUGCUCAAUAAACUGUAAUAUUAGGAAUAAUAUAAUUAAUGAUUAAU
This is a messenger RNA of Papilio machaon (common yellow swallowtail), 1502 nucleotides long. RefSeq names its product allantoinase. Lineage: Eukaryota; Metazoa; Arthropoda; Insecta; Lepidoptera; Papilionidae. The record is from RefSeq and is a predicted model, not a curated record. Gene Ontology annotation, molecular function: allantoinase activity; zinc ion binding; cobalt ion binding. Gene Ontology annotation, cellular component: cytoplasm. The transcript is spliced from 10 exons. The coding region runs from base 73 to 1473 and encodes 466 amino acids. Gene Ontology annotation, biological process: purine nucleobase catabolic process; allantoin catabolic process.